This is a messenger RNA of Pangasianodon hypophthalmus (striped catfish), 1710 nucleotides long. It is a transcript of the gene dusp3b, whose product is annotated as dual specificity phosphatase 3b. The transcript has 4 exons. Gene Ontology annotation, molecular function: MAP kinase phosphatase activity; protein tyrosine/serine/threonine phosphatase activity. Gene Ontology annotation, biological process: negative regulation of MAPK cascade; protein dephosphorylation. Lineage: Eukaryota; Metazoa; Chordata; Actinopteri; Siluriformes; Pangasiidae. Gene Ontology annotation, cellular component: cytoplasm. The coding region runs from base 185 to 739 and encodes 184 amino acids. The record is from RefSeq and is a predicted model, not a curated record.
AGAGGAUCUUCUGACAUCUAGUGGUUGAAGAGACUGGCAUUUCAGUCGGUGGAAUAAAGAAGAACUGGAUAAACAAGGUUCACAAGCUCCGUGCUAGAAAAAUGAAAAUGUAAAGAAUCCUUCAGUCUUCAACCUCCAUAGACAAGGAAUGUAAUUUGUAAUACUUAGGGAUCUUCAGUUGAAUAUGACCGACUUUGGAGUGUCUGUGCAGCAGCUCAAUGACCUUUUGUCAGACGAAAAUGGCCACUUCAGCAUGCCAUCUAGGGAUUUCAAUGAAGUCUACCCCAGGAUUCUGCUUGGAAAUGAGUCUGUGGCCAGAAAUGUGAAACUCUUGCAACAACUGAGAGUGACCCACGUUCUUAAUGCUGCAGAAGGAGACUCGUACAUGCAUGUGAAGACAGGUGCAGAAUAUUAUGUGGGUACAGACAUUAUUUACCAUGGAAUACCAGCCAAUGACAUAGACUAUUUUAAUCUCAGCAUAUACUUUGAAGAGUGUGCAGACUUCAUAGCACAGGCCCUGGCAUAUAAAGGAGACAGAGGGAAGGUGUAUGUGCACUGCCAGAAGGGUUACAGUCGCUCAGCAACAGUCGUCGUUGCUUACCUGAUGUUGAGACACAAGCUGGAUGUACGAGCCGCUUUGGCUACGGUGAGAGAGAAGCGGGAGAUCGGACCUAAUGAUGGUUUUCUGUACCAGCUCUGUCAACUCAAUGACAGACUGGAAAAUGAGGGCAAGUUAUAAAGCAGAGAAGGUAAAUCAUUUUCAAGGAGAUCAGGAUCCACAUCACUGCUGGCUUUCAGAGCCUAUGGAGAGAAGAGGGAGAUACACAGAGACACAUGACCUAGGUGGCAUGACUGCACUGAGCUUCUCACACUGAUUAACGCAUUAUAUUACAAGCUUUGCAUGUAACACACCCAGUUUCUCAAAGUGGAAAAUAAAAAAAACACAUUUAAUUGAUUCCUGUUAGCUGGGUCAUAUAAAAAGUCCUGAUAUCCUUACACAGAGGGUAAAUAUAUUUGUUUCUUUAUGUUAGUAGGAUUUUUUUUGAGGUGUUCACUGUACUAUAUUUAUGUUUUAGUGCUUAAAAGAGCAAAGAGUAGUGUCUAUGUACAGUAAGCCACAGAGAGGGCAAGUGGAGGACAAAUUUUUUACAUAUUGAACACUUGGCACCUACCUAUAUACCUAUAUAUAUAUACACACAUAGUACUGUGCAAAGGUUUUAGGCACAUGCAAAGAAUGCUCUAGAGCAAAGAUGCCUUGAAAAAUAAUUAAAUUAAAUGUUUCUACAUUAAAAAAUACAAUAAAGAGCAGUAAACAGUAAUAAAUGAAACAGUCAGUAUUAAGUGUGAUGACCCUUUGCUUUAACAAAUAGUAGUCUCAGGUACAAUGUGUGCAGUUUUAUAAGGAAAUGAGCUGUAAGUGUUACUGAGUAUCUUGCAGAAGCAGCCACAGCUCUUCUGGAGACUUUGACUGUCACACUUGCUUCUUAUUUUUGCAGCAAAACCCAGCAGCCUCCAUUAUGUUUUUUUUUUUUUUUUUUUUUGUCUGAAAAAUGGUCUUUUUUCUUUUACUUAAUAUGCUGCUUACUUACAUACAAAUUGACAUACAAAAUUUUUUUCUGUAACAUUUCAUUUUGUGCUGGAAAACUAAUGUUUGGAAUCUAAAAUGUUUUUGUACUGCUGCUGCUACUACUACUAGCUGGGAUAUAUAUA